Messenger RNA from Rhododendron vialii, 1303 nucleotides. RefSeq names its product E3 ubiquitin-protein ligase RSL1-like. The transcript has 4 exons. The coding region runs from base 239 to 1303 and encodes 354 amino acids. Gene Ontology annotation, molecular function: zinc ion binding; ubiquitin protein ligase activity; ubiquitin conjugating enzyme binding. Gene Ontology annotation, biological process: protein polyubiquitination; ubiquitin-dependent protein catabolic process; positive regulation of proteasomal ubiquitin-dependent protein catabolic process. Gene Ontology annotation, cellular component: cytoplasm; ubiquitin ligase complex. The record is from RefSeq and is a predicted model, not a curated record. Lineage: Eukaryota; Viridiplantae; Streptophyta; Magnoliopsida; Ericales; Ericaceae.
UUCAUCGAACGGCUCUAGAUGCAGCAGCGUUCUGUUGUUGUGUUCAGCACCUGUUCUUUGACGAAUCCAAACACCGUCUAUGAGUCUAUCCAUUCCAACGGGGAAAGAAGUCCUCCAUAUCCAAGAGACAAGAGUUUCUCCUUCUUCCAAAACCCUUCCCAUUUCUGCAACCAAGAUUCCAAUUAAAAAGAAAUACCAAAGCAAAACUCAGCAAUAAUACUCAAAACCAAACUUUACAAUGGGCAACAAAAACUCAAUAAAACGUCCCUUCACCUGCGAAAUAUGCAUCGAACCCAUGUUAUCAUACAAAAAGAAGUUCCGAAACAACAACCUCUGCGUCCACCCGUUUUGCAACGAAUGCAUAGCCAAGUACGUACAGUUUAAGAUCGAGGACGAGCGGGUUGCUGGAAUCAAGUGCCCCGGAUCAAACUGCGACAAGCUGCUGGAUCCGCUCUGCUGCCGGGCCCUGAUACCUCCCGAAGCGUUCGACCGGUGGUGCGAUCUUCUGUGCGAGAGGGCCCUGUUGGGGCUCGACCGGUGUUACUGCCCGAACCGGGUUUGUUCGGCCGAGGUGGUGAACGAGUGUGGUGGGAUCGUGAAGAAGUCGAUGUGUCCCAAUUGUAAAGAGUGGUUUUGUUUUAAAUGUAGGGUUACUUGGCACGCGGGGUAUCUGUGCGAGGAGCUGAGAGAUUGGAGUGAUAUUGCGUUUGCGGAUUUUGUUGCGAGGAAGAAGUGGAUGAGGUGUCCAAAGUGUCGACACUUUGUUGAGCACUUUUAUGGUUGCUCCAUUAUUAAGUGCAGAUGUGGGAGCAGUUUCUGCUACAAGUGUGGAAAGAAGGUGAAUGCCCACAGGUGUGACUGCAAAGGUAAAGCUAACAACGAAGAUACAACUAACAACAACGAAGAUACCGAUAGGCGUAGGGAUCGAUGUGCACUGGGCAAUUUCGGCGGGUUUAGGGACAAAUUCUCAACCAACUCAUAUUUGGCAGGUUCAAUGUUUUUUGCCCGUAACCAUCCUUCACAACUUCUAAUGGGUUGGUUGAGUUACUUAACGGUUUUGAACCAUGUAUUAAGGCAAGGUAGGGGUAACAAUUUCGAAAUUUAUCAAAGAGUUCCCGAUCCAGGAAGUACGGAUGCGCGAUAUCGUUUAUGCGAAUCUACAUCAUUUUGUUUAUUUCUGUGGUCUUUCCUACUCCUGUUAAGUGGUCUCGAUGAUAUAGCCUCACCGUGUCUCGAUGAUCUAGCCUCACGGUCUCCUGCAUCUUGGAAACCGAUGGCCACAAUCUUGAAAAAGGAUGCCUGA